Hevea brasiliensis (rubber tree) is the source of this 2657-nucleotide messenger RNA. Its product is annotated as ATP-dependent zinc metalloprotease FTSH 4, mitochondrial. The record is from RefSeq and is a predicted model, not a curated record. Gene Ontology annotation, cellular component: chloroplast thylakoid; membrane. The transcript has 7 exons. Bases 286 to 2436 code for a protein of 716 amino acids. Gene Ontology annotation, biological process: proteolysis. Lineage: Eukaryota; Viridiplantae; Streptophyta; Magnoliopsida; Malpighiales; Euphorbiaceae. Gene Ontology annotation, molecular function: metalloendopeptidase activity; ATP-dependent peptidase activity; ATP binding.
UCAACGCAAUUCAGAGAUGUGAAGCGAACAACCUAAAGCCAGGCAGACGACCACGUUGCUGUUUUAAUGGAAAUCGGAUUUUUUUUCCCAAAUUGAAACUCUUUCGGUCUUACUUUCCCACUGCACAAUUCCAUAGCCUACCUCUCCACACCUCUCUCUCCUUGCACCCUCACACCUUAUCAUUUUCCUUCCUUUUCUCGCUAUCCAAACAUACCCGAAUCUUCUGACACUCACAGGAGCUAACGACGCAUAGAGGAUCAGACCUCUUUGGUCCCUAACCAGGUCAUGGCUUGGAGGCACCUAAUCACGCAGGUUUCAAGGCAUCAAUCAGAAUCAGGACUGUACAAAAAUUUGUUUGUCAGGUCCUACUUUCCUGUUAUCAAGCGUGGAGGUGAUGCAGUGAAUGGACUUUUAAAUGCUGAAAGGAGAUUUAAGUCGAGCUAUGCCGGUAAUUUAGCUCGCAGAGUGCGUGAUACAGAUGAAGCUAGUGAAGUUGCACAUCUUAAAGAACUGUACCACCGAAAUGAUCCCGAAGCGGUAAUAAGACUAUUUGAAAGUCAGCCAUCAUUACAUAGUAACACUUCAGCGCUUUCUGAAUAUAUCAAGGCAUUAGUCAGAGUUGAUAGGCUGGAUGAAAGUGAGUUGCUCAAGACAUUGCAGAGAGGCAUUGCUAAUUCCAUGAGGGAGGAAGAAAGUAUAGGGGGUCUUUCUGCUUUCAAGAACGUGGGAAAACCGACGAAAGAUUUUGUUCUUGGAACUGCUAAUGCACCCAUUCAUAUGGUGGCCACAGAAGGAGGGCAUUUUAAAGAGCAGCUCUGGCGUACUAUUCGUACCAUUGCCCUGGCCUUUCUGUUGAUUUCUGGUGUAGGGGCACUUAUUGAGGACAGAGGAAUCAGUAAAGGACUUGGCCUACAUGAAGAGGUGCAACCUAGCAUGGAAUCUAACACCAAAUUUAGUGAUGUAAAGGGUGUUGAUGAGGCAAAGGCGGAGCUAGAGGAAAUUGUCCAUUAUCUUCGAGAUCCAAAGCGCUUCACUCGUCUAGGUGGUAAGCUUCCAAAAGGUGUUCUACUUGUUGGCCCUCCUGGCACUGGUAAGACUAUGUUAGCUAGAGCUAUUGCUGGAGAAGCUGGGGUUCCUUUCUUCUCAUGCAGUGGGAGUGAGUUUGAGGAGAUGUUUGUUGGAGUUGGAGCCCGGAGAGUGAGGGAUCUUUUUUCUGCUGCUAAGAAACGUUCUCCUUGUAUAAUAUUUAUCGAUGAGAUAGAUGCUAUAGGGGGAAGCCGUAACCCUAAGGAUCAGCAAUACAUGAAGAUGACUUUGAAUCAAUUACUUGUUGAAUUGGAUGGCUUUAAGCAAAAUGAAGGGAUUAUUGUAAUUGCAGCAACAAAUUUUCCAGAAUCACUAGACAAGGCCCUGGUGAGACCUGGACGGUUUGAUCGCCACAUUGUUGUCCCUAAUCCAGAUGUUGAAGGAAGGCGUCAGAUUUUGGAGUCCCACAUGUCAAAGGUGUUGAAGGCAGAUGAUGUUGAUUUGAUGAUCAUUGCUAGAGGGACUCCUGGGUUCUCAGGUGCUGAUCUUGCAAACUUGGUCAAUAUUGCUGCUCUCAAAGCUGCAAUGGAUGGUGCUAAAGCAGUGACGAUGGCUGAUCUAGAAUAUGCAAAGGAUAAGAUCAUGAUGGGAAGUGAACGCAAGUCGGCUGUAAUUUCUGAUGAGUCGCGAAGGCUAACUGCUUUUCAUGAGGGUGGGCAUGCCCUUGUGGCCAUUCAUACUGAUGGAGCUCUGCCAGUUCACAAGGCAACAAUAGUUCCCAGAGGUAUGUCUCUUGGCAUGGUUGCCCAAUUGCCUGACAAGGACGAGACAAGUAUCUCCCGCAAGCAGAUGCUUGCUCGGCUUGAUAUUUGCAUGGGAGGGCGAGUUGCAGAGGAGCUCAUCUUUGGAGAAAAUGAAGUUACCUCAGGGGCAUCUUCUGAUCUCCAACAGGCAACUAAUCUUGCAAGAGCCAUGGUUACCAAGUAUGGCAUGAGCAGAGAAGUUGGGGUUGUCACGCACAAUUAUGAUGACAAUGGGAAGAGCAUGAGUACUGAGACUAGACUUCUCAUUGAGAAAGAAGUGAAGAAUUUCCUGGAAAGGGCUUACAACAAUGCAAAGACCAUCCUUACCACCCAUAACAAGGAGCUUCAUGCACUUGCUAAUGCUUUGAUUGAGCAUGAAACACUCACAGGAAGUCAAAUCAAGGCUCUGCUUGCCCAAGUAAACUCACAGCAACAACAUCAGCAACAACAGCAGCAGAUGGUUGCACAACAGGGCAGUUCACAGUCCAACCCAGUGCCUCCGUCAACGCCUAAUCCAGCAGCAUCUGCAGCUGCAGCAGCAGCAGCUGCCGCUGCUGCCGCAACUGCAGCAGCCAAAGCUAAAGGCAUUGCUCCUGUUGGAUCUUAGCAGAAAGAGGAUUGCAAGGCCGCUUGCCAAUUGGCCAUUUAUUGAAUUCAAUAUGCAUAUAGUGAUUUGACUUACAAGGAGUUACGUGCUCAAGGCAUUGAAUUUUAUUUUGUAUUUCUGCGAGUCUUGAGUUGAUCACAGGCUGUAAGAAUUAGUGACAGUAACGUGACUAUGCCUAAUUAGAAGUGCAUUGGUAUCCAUUCAAUGCUUUUUUUUUUUUU